GCUUGAACCUGGGAGGCAGAGGUUGCAGUGAGCUGAGAUCGCACCAUUGUACUCCUGCCUGGGCGACAGAGCGAGACUCCGUCUCAAAAAAAAAAGAAUCGCGGGCACUUUGUUUCUCUUGCUGCUUCUACUUCAUUCUUCUUCUGCCAGGGCAGCCAAAGGCAAGAUGGGUGCUUCCCGGAUCCACCAGAGGGGGAAAGGGGUUGGGUGUGGAUGGGGGCAGAACUUUUCCCUAGUGAGGGCUUUGGUGAGGUCUGCCGGAGGCACACUGGAGACACAGGCAAGCAUCAGGUGGCCCCCACUUCCCCCCCCCAUAAACGGCACUCAGCUCAGUCUCCCUCUGCCCGCUUUGUUACCAUGGAGCUGUGGCAUUCAAGCAUUCAAAUGCCCCACUCCUGUCAGGCCUGCCCCAUUGGGUGCUUUGUUUGCUUGUCAGGUUGGGCAGAUGGUCUCAAGCCCUGGUUGGUGGGUGGGUGAGUGACACAGGUUAGACAGGGGAAGGUCCCAGGACACCUCUUCCCUCUCUGGGCUGACCUGAGGCAGUGGAGGCUCUCAGGUGUGGGAUGCGGUGUUCAGGCUGGGAAGUUCUGUACCGUAGAGGACAGGCCUUCCUAUCGCUUACAGGAGCACUACUGGAGGGCAGGUCCCUCCCCAGGGUGGGUAACACUGUGGAGGCUGCAGGGUCAGGAGGAGAAUCGGGGGGACCGAGAGGGCGGAGGCACACUCCAUCUCCAUGCUCCUCACAGGCCCUGCCUCCCUGCCUGCUAAGGGCACGGGGAAGGGGUUCCCCACCUCAGUGAGUGCCUGCCUCCCUGCCCUGUGCCUGUGUACCUGGCAGUCACAGCCACCUAGCAUGUCCCAGAGACCAACCGGCUGGCCUCAUCUGCCCAACCCCACCUCCAUUGGCUUUGGCUCUUGGCCUUGUGCCACCCAAUCCUUUCUCCUGUCCGGAUGUGCAGGGCCUGAGCCAUCGAGCUGCGCCCACAGCAGACUGCCUUUGGUGUCUCACCGGGUGAACGAGGGCAUUGCGAGGCAUCCCCUCCCUGGGUUUGGCUCCUGCCUACGGGGCUGACAGUAGAAAUCACAGGCUGUGAGACAGCUGGAGCCCAGCUCUGCUUGAACCUAUUUUAGGUCUCUGACCCCUGCUUCCUCUUUAGAAUCUCCUUAGAGCUCAGCCAGUGCUCAACCUGAGGCUGGGGGUCUCUGAGGAAGAGUGAGUUGGAGCUGAGGGGUCUCAGGCUGCCCCCUGAGGAAGGGGCCAGAGGCAGUGUCAAGAGCAGGGCAGUCUGAUUGUGGCUCACCCUCCAUCACUCCCAGGGGCCCCUGGCCUGGCAGCCGCUGCUCCCAACCACAAUGUCCUUUGGGGUUUGGCCUACGGAGCUGGGGCGGAUGACCCUCAAAUAGCCCUGGCAGAUUCCCCCUAGACCCGCCUGCACCAUGGUCAGCCACACCCCUCCUCAUCGCCGGGACACAGCCCAGAGCGUAUAAACAGUGCUGGAGGCUGGCGGGGCAGGCCAGCUGAGUCCUGAGCAGGAGCCCAGCACAGCCACCGAGACGCCAUGAGAGCCCUCACACUCCUCGCCCUACUGGCCCUGGCCACACUUUGCAUCACUGGCCAGGCAGGUGCAAAACCCAGCGGUGCAGAGUCCAGCAAAGGUGCAGCCUUUGUGUCCAAGCAGGAGGGCAGCGAGGUGGUGAAGAGACCCAGGCGCUACCUGUAUCAAUGGCUGGGAGCCCCAGCCCCCUACCCAGAUCCCCUGGAGCCCAAGAGGGAGGUGUGUGAGCUCAAUCCGGACUGUGACGAGCUGGCUGACCACAUCGGCUUCCAGGAGGCCUAUCAGCGCUUCUACGGCCCGGUCUAGGGUGUCGCUCUGCUGGCCCGGCCGGCAAAUCCAGUUCUGCUCCUCUCCAGGCCCCCUUCUUUCCCCUUCCCCUUGCCCUUGCCCUGACCUCCCGGCCCAUGGAUGUUGGGUCCCCAUCAUCCCAGCUGCUCCCAAAUAAACUCCAAAAGAGGAAUC
Molecule: messenger RNA, 2018 nt
Organism: Rhinopithecus roxellana (golden snub-nosed monkey)
Lineage: Eukaryota; Metazoa; Chordata; Mammalia; Primates; Cercopithecidae
Gene: BGLAP
Product: bone gamma-carboxyglutamate protein
Exons: 4
Coding region: 1560-1862 (100 amino acids)
Biological process (GO): bone development; response to vitamin K; regulation of bone mineralization
Cellular component (GO): extracellular region
Molecular function (GO): calcium ion binding; hydroxyapatite binding; structural constituent of bone
Source: RefSeq, a predicted model, not a curated record